Molecule: messenger RNA, 8448 nt
Organism: Triplophysa dalaica
Lineage: Eukaryota; Metazoa; Chordata; Actinopteri; Cypriniformes; Nemacheilidae
Exons: 8
Coding region: 294-977 (227 amino acids)
Source: RefSeq, a predicted model, not a curated record
AAGCGAAGAAAGGCAAAGGUCGAUUUGCCCGGACAGUCCCUAUCAAACAUACAGACCUUACAGUUUGCGUCUUACCAGCACCCACAACUGUAACCCCAAAAGCUACUGCUGAACUGGAGCUGAGUCAGGCAGGGCUUGAAAAAAAAGUUGUGUCUGUUAUAGAGGACUGCAAACAUGAAGAUAUAGUCACAAUUAUGGAGGAAGAAUUCUUCAAACUCCACCAGAUUCAAGGCAGGUGGAUGCUCUACAAAGCAACUGGAGGAAGUGGCCAAAGAAAAUGAUCUUUAAUCUCAAUGGAAUCGGAGGGUUACUCCGGCCGGCAACUUCGAUCUGUCUCAAACAGUGGCAAAAAUGUUAUUUUUCUGGUGCCUCUUCAAGAGGAAUCGGAUACCCAGCCUCUUCCCUACAAUUCAGCUGAAUUUGCAAAGAUGCCAAAGGUGCCCUGUGUCACCUGUAAUACUAUCCUGCCAAUGCAAUUGUUGGCACUACAUGCUGAGGAGUGGAAACUGAAUUCAAAUGAGAAGACUGAUGUGGUCAUUGUUGAGGACGAAAAUGAAGAUUGCAACAUAGAGGAAAAGGUUACAAACACUCCUGACAGAGAAGUAUCUGAAGACAGUCUUGGAAUGUGCCCUAUAUGCCAAAACGUGCUGCCAUUUUCAAUUCUACAUUAUCAUGGAAGCUUAUGUGCUGAGAGAUCAUUCCGUAAUGACACAUUGUUGAAAGAUUACUUAGACCAACCAGGGCCAUCAUCUAUGUCUCAUACAUCUCAGCUCAGCUCAUCUUCAGAACCAUCAACAGAAGUUUGGAGAACUGUGGAAGACCCUCAUGAUGAGGCUAUCAGACUCUUCUUUGAGCGACUGCGUGAAGGAGGGGAUGCUGCAACAGGAAAUGGUGUGACUAGAGACAUCCUGUCAACAACAAUUGCUAAAAUCAAGAGAAUAAAAGAGAGAGAGACGUCUUGUCUCAUUGCUGGUUAAACAGAAUAUAGUUCUGUACAGUAUUCAUGUGAUUCAACAGUCGGCUGAAUAUCCUAAAGGCACAAAACAUGAUCUGGAUGAAGUUUGAAUGAGAAAUGUUCUGCUGUUGAGAGCACAUCCAUCACUUAUCAGAGCUGAGUUUCACUUUCAUGUGUUUGACAGGUUAAAAGAAGCAUUUCUGAUACAGAGUUUCACAUGUAAAACACAAAUCAAUUCUGGUGUAAAGUAGAAAAAUAGUGACACACGUUUGUGCUUUUAAUCAAUCAAUCUGACAAUAAUAUACAGCAGAAUAUCAGAAUGACAGGCGUCAAACACAGUAAAGAAAACAUGUCAAAAUGAGCAGAUUGAUCUAGUAUAGAGGUCGUAUAUUUGAAGUCAAUUGUAAAUAUCAAAUGUAAAAGACUUUUGUGUUUAUGUCGCUGAAGCAGAUUUGUUGAGGGGGAUUAAAUGAUGACUAGAUCUUAAGAUAUGAGAAACUGGACACGUUUAUUGUUACAUCACCUAUAAGAGACAUGGGCUGAUGGAAGAAUAGGACAUGAGAGAAGAACAUAUGCUGCAAAACUUUUGGAUUUCUUGACAUUUCCUUUAACUCCAUGUUCACUAUGGGCUUGCUCAAACUAUCAAGACGUCAUAAACUCUGCUGGCGUGUUUACAAGAACUGAACUGUUCACAAUGAGACAACCAGAAGUUUUGAGAAGAAAUGUUUAACUUGUGUGUCCUCUACUGUAUAUUUGUUUUGAUCUCCAAUUAUUAACAUGUUAGUUUGGUAUAUUUUAAAUACUAUAUUUAUACUUGUUUUCACACUGUGCCGACUUGACGUUUAAUGUUUUGGUCAUAAAGAUUUUUCUUUUUUAGAUGUAGAUAAGAUGAACAGGCUAUUAUUUGAAUAAGAAACACUGCAUUCACUAAUGUUUCUUAAUAUUACUCUCAGAUGAAUUCAUAAUAUGAUCAGACUGAGCUCUUGAAGCUUUAUUCCGUCUUAAACACAGUUUACAAAACUGAAAACACUGAAGGUUCACUGAAGGUUGAGAAUCACUGCUGUAAUAACACAAAUGUCCGCUAGAUGACAGUAGAGUUGAAGUGAUCUUUAGAUCUGCAAACAAACUCAAUUUCUGUUGAUGAUUUUAAAAUAUUAGAUAUUAUAGAAAUAGAUAAAAGUCUGAUUUAUGAAAUAUAAAAUAAACGACUCUCUGUAGAAUAAGACUACUGUAGUGUUAAUGCAAAUUCACAGGGUCUUAAAGGGACAGUUCACCCCUAAAUAAAAAUACUCUAAUCAUUUAUUCUCUCACAUGUGUUUGUAAAUCUGUAUGUGAUUCUUUCUUCUGUUGAACAGAAAAGAAGAUAUUUUGAGAAAUGUCUGAGUGGUUUUGUGUUCAUAAGUGAACAUAAUGCAGUUCUGUGUUGUUUGAUUAUAUAAAGAAAUAAACUCAUGUUUGAUGACAUGAGGAUGAAUAAAUAAUUACAAAUUUUUAAUUACAACACACACACAUCACAUACAGUAGACCUACAUUUGUAUUACAACAAACACAUCAGUUCAGUUUAAAUGAGUGAAAGUACAGUACUGUUGUCUUGUGUCCAUUUUCCAUAUUCAUGUUCUCCUUGCACACCUUACACAUUUUGGAUUUCCUCACAUACUGCCGCCACAUGUUUGUAUUUUUGACCCUUAAAACAUCUAAAAGGUUGAGGGAACAUGUGGUCUUGAUUCAUAGCUCAUAUAUCUCAGAUACACACUAUUGUUUGUAAUCUUUCUUCACCAAAUUGAAUCAAUACUGCUAGACUUUCAGUUUUCUCUCUGUUUUACCUUGUUUUUAAUCAUUUAAUUUAACCACUUUAUACUUUCUUUUAUUUCUUCCAUCUUUAAUAAUUUUGACAUAAGUUAUUUUUUGCGCUAUUGUUUCAACUAAUUCUUAUAGCUUGAAAUGCCAGUGUCCAACAAUGCCCUCAGAGCAUGUCCGUUCACAGUCACAUCAUAUGUGUUGACCCCUUCUCCUACAGAGUCAAAAUCACAGUCCUCCUCUCUUGGCACAUAACAAAACCCAGUGAGCUUUGCUUUGCAAACAAGACACACAGCUGCCUUGUGUCCUGGCUGCUGGCAGUAAAAGCAGAGCCAAUCCUUGGGUGUUGACCUAGGAUUUGGUACAUUGUCAGACCGUUCAACUCGCCCGCUUUAGGACCGAGAGUUAUGGGAAACACCGCGUACAGUACCUUUAUAUGGUUGAGUACGGAGAUCUCCUUGGUGUACAUUCAGAUACUGCUGUGCUAACUUCGAUGCAGCCAGUCCUGACGUCGGCUCGUGCUCUCUUACCCAGGUGCGUGUGUCGUAGGGUAUAACUCAAAGGACAUUAGUUUCACCGAUCUCCUCUAUAGAACGUUCCUCUGGUCGUACCCAUCGCUUGUAGAGAUUCGUCAGCCGAUGAUAAGUCUCCGUUGGUGAUUCUCCAGCUGGAACGGUCGAUAUCCUGAAGAGCUGCCGAUAUGUUUCUGGAGAGAUGUUGAAUUUCUCCAGCAGUGCUGUCUUCAGGUGCGCGUAGCUCUCUGCCUGCUGUUCAUCCAUAGCCAGAUACGCCUCCAGUGCUUGCCCAGUUAACAACGGCACCAAACGAUAGCUCCAUUCUUCCUCCGGCCAAUUCCAGGUCUUUGCCAGACGCUCAAACCGCCGAAGAUAGUUCUCGAUAUCUUCCCCUGGUUGGAAGCUCGGUAACUUUGGUCCAGCCCACUGCGUUGUCUCUCUCGCUGGCGUGACACUCUGGGAGUCUACGAUACCCCUGGUGCUGGUGUCGGUAAUUCCAUACGGAUACUUCCACCAUCUGGCGAGGUCUCAGCAGGACGAGUCGACUGCCCAAUGGACUCACGAAGCCCUUGAAGCUCCAGCAUAUAUCGUUUCUCUCUCUCCUCUUGAGACAGUCCCUCGGCUUCCUCCUCACCCUCCGAAGUCUCCACCAAUUUCCAGGCCUCCUCUUUACCUGACACCACCUUCAUCUGGGACCAUAACCCCGUCCGGGGUUUCCGACCCUUUGGCGCUGUUCGGCGAGUUGCCAUCCCACCGCUGCCACCAAAUGCGAUGAAAACGAACCCACCAGCUCGUCUUCAGGAGGAAUUGUGAAUACGAAAAGAUGAAAAAAUGAUGGCACACUCGCUGACACACUUCUGAGUAAGGUGGUGUUUAUUUACAGUGUCCUGUUUACCAAAAAAACCCCAAAGUAUCAAACGAAAAAGUCAAAGAGAGAAAAAAACAAAGUAGCAGAUUAAUCCUUCACUGACAAAUAUCAAAGAAAUAAAAACGAUUCACACUCUCUAUCACAGGUUUUUAGGGAUUGCGUGAGGCACCACAGUAACACUCUUGCAUCGACUUGAAAAAAACAGAAAAAGCCUUGAUUUGGUGUUUUCCCUGGGCAUAUAAAGGCCUAACCCCGCCCCUUUCCUCGGCCAUACCAUUUUCCAGUUAAGUAUGUAUUUCUACAUUACUAGUACCGCAGUUACUAGUAUCUCCCACCUUAAUAAAUAAUAACAACAUAUAUACUCCAUAUACAUAACAAAUAACAAACAUGGCAUUCUUCACCUAAUACAUUAAAUCUAUAAACUUCUGACAGAAAUAUCUACAAAAACCCCCAGACACUUUACACAAUGGUAUCACCCACUCCCGGCCACGUUGGAUCGGCGCAACCCGGAAGUGCCGUCAUUUGUUGACGGCGGUUUGUUUGAGUCGGCCGAUCAUACUGAAAGACAAUUGACACACUUGAACUAACAAACAUAAGACGAAACGAAGACAAAGUGCAGGUAUGUAUGAAAAUGUAUGGAAACAGUUAUAGAAGAAAAAUGUAUCCAUGUGCCAUCGGUGUAGUGUGUGCACCCACUCCCCGACAGCGUUAACAGGGAAACGGGGGGUAGCGGUUAACGAAUGCGGUAUGAGGAACACUGUGUGUGUAAAUGUAGGUGUGUUAGUGCUGCUUCCCCAGCGGUGGUAGUCAAAGUGAGUUUAUCACACCUGCUUUGCUCCGUCCUGCUCCAGCUGAUGUUACAAUUUCUGUCUCUACAUUUGCUUCCCCUCCUUCAUUUCUACCUUUAGAUGACACUGUAUUUCUUUUAAUUGAACCAAAUCCCCCGUCCUGAAAGGUUUUUCUUCUUAACAAUUUUUUCAGGUUGCUUGUAACUCAAGGUUUAUUGUUGACACUGGAUCACCCUAUGGGUAUAUUGAUUUCAGUUAGACCAUCAAUAUCAUCCCAAUACGAUUCACAGAAAACAUCUCAGUCAGUUAAAUCCAAACUAAUGCUCACCUACAGGACUCUCACUGGAUCUGCACCGGCUUACUUUCACACCCUCCUACACUAAUAAAUACAUUAAAUAUUUAUUUAUUAGAUAUUAUUGAUUAGAAUGAUCUUGCUUGUUCUAUAAACACUAUGCCCUGUGCUGUGUUUGACCCUGUAAUGCUGCUUUGAAAAACUGCACAUUGUGAAAAGAUCUAUAUAAAUACACUUGAAUUGAAUUGAAUAGUAACUUGGUAUUAUCACCUAUUGUAUUAUUGCUCCUGCAUGACUUGUGGCUUUAUUGCUCCCUGAAAUCUCCAUAAGUGGCUUUGGAUAAAAGCGUCUGUUAAAUGAAUCUUCAACACAAAACAAUUUAAUGAUCACAGUCUGACAAUAUAGAGAAAGACAGACACAGUGACCCACCUGUGACGUCACAUGCAAUCGACACAAAUAAACCAGAGAAUGAAUCACUUCAGAACUACAACAAGGUUUAUAUCUGUGUAUUAUUUUAUUUUAACAUUUAAAUAAAGUAUGAUUAAUAUAUGUAUAUAAUAUUUCAAAUAAUUAUUAUAUUGUAAUAUAACGGCAAAGCCUAUAAUCUACAACGGCAAAUUCUAUCAUGUAUAUAUCCAGAGUGAUGAAAAGGUUUUAGAAGAUCACCCUGGACCUCUCACAUCCUAGCCAUCAUCUCUUCACAAUGCUGCCGUUUGGUCGACCCUACAGAGCACUGAAGACCAAAACAAGCAGACACAGAAACAGCUUCUUCCCUCAGGUCAUCUACCUCUUCAACAGUUACAUAUUUUUUUCCCACUGUGCAAUUGAAUAAAUCUGCGUGCAAUAAUAAUUGAGUAAAAUAUUAAUUAUAUCCUCCGGAUAAUACACCAUCUAUUUUAUAUACAUCUUUUUCUGUAAAUUAUAUUUCAUUCUGCUGUAUACAGCUUAAACAUUCUACAUACAAUAGUUUAUUCUUAUUUUUUACUUGUACAUAUUUAUUUGGAAAACAACACCUUUUUUAAAUGUUGUUCCUAGUGUAGUUUUAUUUUCCUCAGUGUGUGAUGGUUUCAGGGUAAGACAUAAACUAAAGUGGUAAAAUGUGCAACAUGAUUUGCACUGAGGCACCAGUUUCUUUAGAAUAAAGUGCAUCUGCAAGAAGAAAACAAUGAGACAUUUUUAUUUAUUAACGUUAGUUAAUUAAAACAUAGCUGUUUAAUGUCCAUAUUAACUUAACAAAUACAAAUUUAAUUUAAUAAUGUUUUAGUUAAUGUAUACUAAAAUAAAAAUGCUGUAGAAGUACAGUUAGAGUUUUUGUUAACUAGUGAAUCUUACUGAAACCGUUUGAAUGUAAAUGAUGUCAGUAAGUUUAUAUCAUAUCAACACCAUCAAACACUUCCAGAAACUUAUUUUCACCACAAAUAAUUAAACAGGGAAGAGAAAACUAAUCAGGUGUUUUAACGUAUAUAUGCCAUGUUACUAUCUAGUUUAGUUUAUGUUUUAAAACGAGUGACGGACAGACAGAGUGAUAUAAUGGUGGGCAAGUUCACCUACACCAACUCUUUGUAUAAACAAGUACUCAGCAUAUAUAGGCCGACAACAUUUUGUAUACUGUAUAUUAUUACUAUCACACAUGGACAAUACAUUUAAACUUAUGGCUAAGACCGCAAAAAGUCAAUACAAGCGAGUGAGUGUGUUAUUACUGGUGAGCUGUGUUAUGUUGUACUCUCCAAAUGUUGAUUUGUAAAUAUUUGUAUUGAUUGCAUAUUGACACACAAAUAUAUACUGAAUAUGUUCUGGAAAGAUUUGAUUAAUUACAGUUUUGAUGAUAUUAUAAUAUGUUUUGAUUUGAUUAUCGCUAUGGCAUCCAUGAUGACUAUAAAUUGUAGACUGUGCUAACAGUGAUUCAACUAUUAGAUGACAUGAUAUCUGUUAAUGGCUACGGUGGAAGUGUUUUAUUGUGGAACCAAAUUUAUUGUAUUUGAGACAUUUAAAUUGAUAAAGCUUCACAAAAAUACUGUAUAAUUCAUGUCUGAUGUCGCCAUCUAGUGUUUGAACAGAAAAAACAAAUUAAACAAUGCAAUGUAACUGUCAAGUUAGCUAUCUGACUUUUAUUUAUUAUAAUUUGACCCAUUAAACGGGUAAUUUUAGCCAUAAUCGCAAAAGUUGCCCCACUGAGAAAUUUGUCAGGAGUCGCCACUGGCGGUAGGAAAGGUGAUCAUGAAAACAUUUGAUCGUCAUCGAGAAUGAAGCGUUAGUUGUGUUUGUGAAGACAACUGGUUUGGCAGUUCGGCGGACAGAAGUUGGAAUAGAUGUUAAUGUAAUUUUAAUUCCACGCCUCCAUCCACAGAACACCUAUGCAUCCCCUUGCAGCCUAAACGUAUCGGAGGCCCGCCGGUGCCCCAGGGGAUCCAGAUUCGACGGCGGUGCGAUGCAUGCCUAAACACCCCAAAGCACUUUGCACUGAAUUUCCAGUCAUAAAACCGCAAUGUUUAUCCAAACCUAGUUUUCUCACACCUGCAAUUCAUUUGAAGCGCCCCCAAUAGGGCAGACAGAGUGAGAUCCCUGUCAGUGGACUCGUUUCCUUUGGCAAUGUGUUUUACAGCCUAAACCAACUGUAAGAGUGCAUAAGAGACACGGUCCUUAAUGAUGAUGUACUUUAAAGCUCAUUUAAAGCGGCUCAGCUCCUUCUUCACCACGACGGACCGGUACAGCGACCGCAUUACUGCAGAGGCUGCACCGAUCCGUCUGUCAAUCUCCCGUUCCUUCCUUCCCUCACUCGUGAACAAGACCCCCAGAUAGUUGAACUCCUCCACUUGAGACAGGGACUCUCCACCUACCUGAAGUGGGCAAGCCACCAUUUUCCGACUGAGAACCAUGGCCUCAGAUUUGGAGGCGCUGAUUCUCAUACCAGCCGCUUCACACUCGGCUGCAAACUGUCUCAGUGCAUGUUGAAGGUCCUUGUCUGAUGGGGCCAGCAUGAUGACAUCAUCCGCAAAGAGCAGAGAUGAAAUCAUGUGGUCCCCAAACCCGACGCCCUCCGGCCCCUGGCUGCGCCUAGAAAUUCUGUCCAUAAAAAUUAUGAACAGAACCGGCUACAAAGGGCAGCCCUGCCGGAGUCCAACAUGUACCGGAAACAAGUCUGACUUACUACCGGCAAUGCGAACCAAGCUCCUGCUCCGGUCGUACAGGGACCGGAUAGCCCUUAGCAAAGGGUCCUGAAUCCCAUACUCCCG